CCAAGGAGGAAAGGCAGGGCAGGGUGCUUGUCUCUGCUUUUGUUUUGCUUUGAGCUGGGAGCUGUGCAGAGCUCAGGUCCAAGCCCUCCCCCCCCCCCAGCUCUGAGUGAAACUCCCCCUUGGAGCUCGGUUCCUUUUUGUUUGUUUUGAAUCGAAAGUUUUGGAAAAGGCUCCAGCUGGCAGGGGGCGGGGGAAGGACGGGAAGAAGUUUUCAAGACGGCUCCAGCCUUUUGCCUAUUGGACCAAAGCCUCUCCCCGCAAGUUCUGUGCUUUUUCCAGUUGUAUUUUCCCCCCACCGGCUGCCGGGUUGUUUCUCCGCAGCGCGGCACGGAAGGGCCCCCAGGCGCACGGCCCGCGGCGAUGCUCUAGGGUCCGCUGAGAUGCGCUAGAGGCAGGGCCAGGGCCCGUCCAGGGGAGCGGCCGGGAGCUGGGAGGAACGGAGCCGCUGGGGCAGGGCAGGGCGAUCGGGAGAAGAGGAGGAGGGAGAGGAAUCGCUCGCGGCUGGAGGCUGGGGAGCGAGCCCCGCGCACGGAUGCGGCCUGCAGUGCAGCUGAACCCCGCCAUGCUGCUUCCAUCUCUGAAGAUGCUCCUCUUCUUCCUCGCAGGUUUGCCAGUCGUGGUGUCUCGAAGCAGCAAGCUGCACAUUUCACGCAGCGACCCCGAAGUCGUCCUCAGUCUCUGGAGCAACUUCUCACUGACGUGCUCGGGGGAGGCCGAGGUGGUCUGGGAACGAGACUUGCAGCCCAUAGCCGCGCCGCUGGAGUGGAGAGACGGCACCUUCUCCAGCACGCUCACGCUCUGGAACGUGACAGGCAAUGACACGGGGGAGUACGUCUGCACCUACAACCAAUCCCAGAACCAGGAGAAACAGGCUGUCUAUGUCUUUGUGCCAGACCCGUCCAUCGUCUUCCUCCCCACAGGUCCCGAGGAACCAUUCGUCUUCAUCACUGGCUACAGCGAGGCCACCAUCCCGUGCCGUGUGACUGACCCCCAGACCACGGUGACUCUCUAUGAGAAGAAGGUGGAGAACCCAAUUCCCGUGGUCUAUGACAGGCAACAAGGCUUCACGGGGUUCUUCGAAGACAAGACCUACAUCUGCAGGGCAACGCUGGGCGAGCGGGAGGUGGACUCUGACGCAUAUUACGUCUACAGAAUCCAGGUCUCGUCCCUCAAUGUUUCCAUCCGCGCGGUGCAGACCAUGGUGAAGCAAGGCGAGAACAUCACCGUGAUGUGCACUGUGAGCGGCAACGAAGUGGUGGAUUUCAGCUGGUUUUACCCUCGCAAGGAGGCAGGUAAGGCCGUGGAGCCUGUGACGGACUUUUUGCCUGGAUCCAGCCAUGACAUCCGCUCCACCGUGACCAUCCAGAAUGCAGAGCUGGAGGACGCCGGCACCUACAUCUGCCACGUCUCUGAGGUCUACCACCAGAAUACGGACAAGAAGGACAUUGAGGUCAACGUGAUCGAGCGUGGCUUUGUGAGGUUCCACACUGGUCUGAACGACGUCGAGUUUGCCGAGGUACACAAGAGUCGCAUCAUCCAGGUGCAGAUCGAGGCCUAUCCGCAGCCAACCAUCCUGUGGCUGAAGGACAAUGAGACCCUGAGGGUGGGGAACAGCAGCGCAUUCAUCAUCACCAGCAAGAACCUGUUGGAAAACAGGUGAGGUACCAAACCGACUCUGACCCUGGUGCGAGUGAAGCAGAAUGAAGGGGGAUUCUACACCAUCCGGGCAUCCCAUGAGGAUGACACGCAGGAGAUGUCCUUCUACCUGCAAAUUAACGUGCCCGCCAACGUGUUAUGGCUGAAGGAGAACAGCAAUGCCAGCAGUGGGGAGCAGACCGUCACGUGUUUCACUGAAGGGAUGCCCCAGCCAGAGCUCAUGUGGUUCACCUGCAGUGACAUCAAAGGGUGCGGCACCAAGGAGCAGCCCACCAGGGUCCUGGGGAACAACUCAGAGGAGAUCAGCCUGCAGACCAGCUCCAUGUACCACGAGACGCUGAAGGUUUACAAAGUGAACAGCACGCUGCGGCUCCGCAGGGUGGACCAAGACCUGCUCAUCAGAUGCUCUGUGCAGAAUCUCCUGGGCAAUGAUUUUGAGGACAUCACCCUGGUCCCACACGGCUGGCCCUUGAAGGUGAUCAUCAUCUCAAUCAUCCUGGCCUUGGUGGGAGUGCUUGCCGUCAUCUGCCUGGUGAUCCUCAUCGUCCUGAGGCUGAAGAAGCCUCGCUAUGAAAUCCGCUGGAAGGUGAUUGAGUCGGUCAGCUCCGAUGGACAUGAGUACAUCUACGUGGAUCCCAUGCAGCUCCCCUACGACUGCAGCUGGGAGCUCUCCAGGGACAAGCUAGUGCUAGGGCGCACUCUCGGAUCCGGAGCCUUUGGCCGAGUGGUGGAGGCAACGACCCAUGGCCUGAGCCAUUCGCAAUCCACGAUGCGAGUGGCCGUGAAAAUGCUCAAAUCUACNGCCAGGAGUAGCGAGAAGCAGGCCCUGAUGUCUGAGUUGAAGAUCAUGAGCCACCUGGGGCCUCACCUAAACAUUGUCAACUUGCUUGGAGCCUGCACCAAAGGAGGCCCCAUCUAUAUCAUAACAGAGUAUUGCCGCUAUGGAGACCUGGUGGACUAUCUGCUCCGGAACAAGCACACCUUCCUCCAGUACUACACCGAGAAAGCAAGGCGAGAGAUGGAGGUGUAUGGGAAUGCCUCCGAAGAGGACAAGGUGUACAGCCUCACCUCCUUCUCUAUCGAAAGCGACGGGGGCUACAUGGAUAUGAGCAAGGAUGACUCCCUGGACUACGUUCCCAUGUCUGAUAUGAAGGGAGAGAUCAAGUAUGCUGACAUUGAGUCCUCCAACUACGGCACUCCCUACGAGCUGGACAGCUAUUCCCCCUCAGCUCCCGAAAGGACGGACCGCGUGACCCUGAUAAACGAGUCCCCACUCCUCAGCUACACAGACCUGAUUGGGUUUAGUUUCCAGGUGGCCAACGGGAUGGAGUUCCUCGCAUCCAAAAAUUGUGUGCACCGAGACCUGGCAGCAAGGAACGUCCUCAUCUGCGAGGGGAAGCUGGUGAAGAUCUGUGACUUUGGCCUGGCCAGAGAUAUCAUGAGGGAUUCCAACUACAUCUCCAAAGGCAGCACCUUCCUGCCUUUGAAAUGGAUGGCGCCUGAGAGCAUCUUCAACAACCUCUACACAACCCUGAGUGAUGUGUGGUCUUUUGGGAUCCUUCUCUGGGAGAUAUUUACCCUGGGUGGGACUCCAUACCCUGAACUACCCAUGAAUGAGCAGUUCUACAAUGCCAUCAAAUGUGGCUACCGAAUGUCUAAACCCACCCAUGCUUCCAACGAGAUCUAUGACAUCAUGCAGAAAUGUUGGGAAGAGAAGUUUGAGAUAAGACCUUCCUUCUCUCAGCUGGUGGUACUUAUGGGGAACCUCCUGGCAGAUGGAUACAAGAAGAGGUACCAACAGGUCGAGGAAGAGUUCCUGAAGAGUGACCACCCUGCUGUUCUGCGCACAAGGCCCAGAAUCCCCGGGGUCAGCAGCGCCGGGCUCACCCCCAGCUCCGGCACCGGAAGUGUCCUCUAUACAGCCGUGCAGCAGGACGAGGGGGACAAUGAGUACAUCAUCCCCCUUCCUGACCCCAAGCCCGACGGAAUCGACGACGCCCCUCAGGAGGCUUCGGUCAGCCGGGCCAGUUCUACUCUGAACGAAGUGAACACAGCAUCCACAAUAUCCUGUGACAGCCCCCUGGACCUACAGCAGGAAGGGGAACAGGAGGAACCUGAACCGAAGUCGGGCUGCCAGGAGCCAAGCCAAGGGCACCACGACAUGGAAGAGAGUUUUCUGUAGAAAGGGCAGGGCUGAUGCUACCCCACACCCUACCAGUGAGACCAGCUGGGAGGCAACCAAACUUGGUGGAGAACCUGGACGAGUGCUUCUUUAUCCCGCCCUCCAUCCCACCUCCCAGCCCAACGUGGACUAUAGAGGCACCGUUCCCCUCCCCCAGCCUCACUGCCACACUCCACCCCAUUGAUCAAACUACUGAGACGAGGCGGGGUCUCCUCACAGACAAACCUCUUCUCCUCACAGUGAAGCCUGCAGUGCUCCCAGACCAAGGGGCAGGGCUCCAGCGGGUCUCCAGAGGAGAUGCUGCCAUUCACUCCAUUUAUUUGAUAUCCCAGCCUCUUUCCCGCACCCCGGUGCAACAGGUGGCUCUGAAUUCCAGUGUCCAUCUGGGCCGAAGCUGCCUCUUUGAUGUUCUGCGUAUCCGCCACGCUGUGGUACAACUGCCAUACAUGGCUGGGCUGGACAGACCGAUUCCUUGCAGCUCCCUGGUGGGGCGUCGGGAAGCCGAUAGGCCAGGCCCCAGUCACUAGAGAACAGGAUCAUACUGAUUGGAUUCUCUCUCAAGCACAGCAGAGCUAUUAUAGCCGCUGAGGAGAAACGAGCCAUGGAGAAUCCAGUCACCAGGAGAAACCAGUCACGUUCUUCCCCUCUUGUCCUCUCCAGCCUUUCUGAGAGGAAUGCGGCACCACAAGCACUGUGGUACAGGUACCUGUGGCACUGGGCCACAAUGCUGCAUUAGCACCCUUUUCCUCCACCCACAAGGAGAUGUCAUAGGCUGACCCUCUUUCUGCCCACAACAGCACCCUGGGUUCCUAUGGGCCUGCCAGGAAUCAGGGAUGCUCUGAUAAUGACUCUGUUGUGGCAGCAACAGCACAUUCCAGCGUUAUCUUCCUUUGUGUGGACUCUAAGCCUAGAUAGUCUCCAUAUCGCUCAUUUAAAGGGAACAAAUAAGAUCUCUUAAUUCACUAGCCAGGGCCAGUAUAGAAACACAAAUGGCUAUUCAUUAAUCUUCUAGUGCCACGGAACCUAUUUCACCUGCUGGGAAAGUCUCUCAGCCCAACUGGCUCCAGAAUCUUUGUUUUAUCUUUGGGAAGCAGUGGUAUGACGUUGAUGUUACUUUGUUCAUUCGAGUUCCCCUUUCUGUGCCGUCUGGGUCCCUCACGUGAAUUGCAGCCUCUUGCCCUAGGUGAGUAACCAGGCUGCAUAAACACAAGCCCAGGCGAUCCAGGGACAGCGAGAGAGAGAGAGAGAGAGAGAGAGAGAGGUUGUGAAGUCAUCUGAGAGCUGUAGAGGGUUUAUGGUCCUGCCACUUACAGUCUCUUUGACUGUACAAAUACAUGGGGGGAAGCCAACUUUUAAACAACAAGCAGCAUUUGUGUUUGCCAGGAGCAGCCGUUCUCAUGCUGACAGGAUCCAUGGAGCCUUGCAGGAUGGUACAUUUUGGGAACCAAGCAGAGGAGGAAGGAUCAGGUUGUCGGAUGGGAAGUGGGCCUAAGACAGGGACUUUCUCUUAGAAAGUGGAAUGCAGAAUGGAAAUGUUGGAGAACCUCUCGUCUUGCUUCAAACCCCUCCUCUACCCCAUUGGCAGGGCUGUGACCUGUAGCGCUCUGAGCUUCCACUCGUUAGUCGAAGAGUUAAACCAGGUGGAAAACAAGGAAACCAUGAAAAUCCCCCAAAACAGGAAGGUUAUGACAAUGUCUUCAGCUUGGAAACCAGCAUUUUCUCCCUUUUGAAUAGCAUCAAAUUGCUUAGCACCCUUUUCCUCCACACCCACAGCUCCUUCUAGCUCAUCCACUUCCCUGUCCCUCUCACACACAUGGUGGCUGUGCUCUUAUUAACAGAGAUGGUUGGAAAUGUUCACAUUUUCAAUGACGUUCUUUGUGGAGGUUUGUCGGCCAGUUUAUAGAGCCGUCUAAAACUGUCCACCGAAAAACAUUGACAAUUUUGGUGUGUUUUCCAAUCAGCUCUAGUUAAUGGUGACAGAUUUGUAAAGUUAAAUCAAGAGGAACAGGUACCUGUGGCGGGAAGGGUUAUGUUUUUAAUAAAAUGUGAAAGCUAAAUGUAGCACUGUUAGUGGUAGCCAGCCAAGUGCUACUGCAAUACUGCAAACCAUGGCCAGAGGUGUUUCUCUAUUUCCUGCAAGUAUGGUCAGAUUUCUCAUAUCCCAUCAUCCUCAGGAAUCAUUCUGUGAAUGGCAACUCUUUUCCUACACACGCAUCCUCUUGAUCGUAGUGCAAGAUCCACGUUCAGUGGACAUGACUCAAGAAAUGCCCCAAACCACAGGGAAGCAACAUAGAUCGUUGGGGUUAGCCCACGUUUCCUCGGUUUCUUAGGUGCUCUGUAGGGCACAAGCCACCACAGCUUCAGCCAGGUGAAGGGAUACUGCUCUUAUCAAGUAUCCCAUCCCAUCUCCUAGAACUGGAAGGGACCUUGACAGGUCAUCGAGUCCAGCCCCCUGCCUUCACUAGCAGGACCAAGUACUGAUUUUGCCCCAGAUCCUCAAGUGGCCCCCUGAAGGAUUGAACUCACAACCCUGGGUUUAGCAGGCCAAUGCUCAUACCACUGAGCUAAGUAGUUUGUGUUGUGUUUUUGUCCCAGCUUUCUAAGACCUCUCAAUCUGGGUGGAUUUAAUAGAUCCCCUCUAUGGUCAGAGCCUUUAUCUGCCAGGGCAGAUUUCUCUUUUUAUGAUGCCCCGUGCUACUACUUGAAAUAGAACCUGUGAUUUAAAGAACCCAUUAGCUCCUGCCCACACAGCAGCCCUAAGCAAAAUUUAGCUGUACAAAUCUGACCUUGUGAAUCUGGGGCUAGCAGGAAGUCUGGCAAAGGUGUGCUGGUGCUGAACACUGUCUGGCUACUUCCAGCUCCAUCUGGGCUUGACAUGAAGAGUUUGAUUUGCCUUCUGCUCCGCUGGGCUGGAAAGCUUUUUUGGUUUCACAUCCUGCCGUGAGUGUGCAGAGACUCGCUGCCUUGUGUCAGAGUGAGACGCCCCCUCGGAUAAGGGCAGACAGUGCUGACCAGGUGAGCCUCCCCCAAGGUAAGAGUCCAGCUGGGUAGCCUCAGGAACACCAAGAAGGGAAAACCCUUUUCAAAGAAAGGAGUCUGCUUUUUUUUAAUUCCCAACCAGCCAAUGGGUACAAUGGUGGCAGUUCCAUGGGCAAAGUACACCUAUCCCUUACAGUUUCCAGAAGAAAUUCCGUGGCCAACAUCUGCCAGGCAUUAAGGUUCACACCCUCUCUCUCUCUCUCUCUCUGCUUCUGAAAUUCCCACCUGGAUCCGUCAGACUUCUGGGAACGACAAAUGUUUUAACCCAUCUGUUGCCAUCAAUUUUGUAGCCAUAAUUUGUCCUGAAGGGAACCAAUUCCUCUAGGGUUUUUAUUUUAUAUUGUUACUAUUUUUGUUUGUUUUUAAUGUUGGGGGAUGGGUCCAAACUGAACCCCUUUUCCAAGGACCCCAAAUGAUGGAGUCUCCAGAACCCCCAAAGGGAACCCAGUGCUGCAGUUUGGGCCCAUCGCCGGUAUAUUUUUUUAACUCCUAUUUUAAUCUGCAAUCAUUACAAAGUUAUCCGCUCCAAUAUAUGCACUUUCCUCCUGCCAGUCACGAUUUCUGUGCAUCCAGGAGUCUAUUGCUACACUACAGUGUCUCUCUCCAUAUUUAAGAUGCUGCUCAGACUGACAUGUUUGACUUUUUAAUGUUUGUCAUUUUCAGUUGGGUGGGUUUUAUGUAAGGAGAGUCGUGUUUAGUGUUUUGCAUCACAUAAAGUCUAGAGCACAGUGGACUUUACUUGGAACUGAGUUGUCUCUAUUCACCUCUGCGGGGACCAGCAGGUCCUUGGUGGAGUCGGAGCAGUGAGAUGGGAGCUAGACUUGCAGUGGCAAGGAGCAAUCGGUAGAAAGUUGGCCAAAACUGGUGUUAAAGACCCACCUAAUUUAGGAUCACCAACUCUCUGGGAGGUACAGCACCAACGGGCAGGAAGUAUCUUGAUAAGUGUUGGAUGGAGAUCCUGGGGAACGCCAUGUUAUGUCAGUCCACAAUACUGGACUAAGCAGGGGAGGGAUAUCUCAUAGCUGUAUCCUUUUGGGAGAGAUUUGCCACAGCCCAAGCACCGGGGAGGGAGGGGAUCCCUUCCUUGUUCCACUGCACAGAGGUUAGAGAAAGAACUAGACUAGCAUGUCAUUAGUCCAUCGCCUCCUCCCAGCCAUGCAGGGUUGUUCCCUACAGGAUUCCUGCUCCAGCUGAGUUUUAACUGAGUUUGACCCUAGCCCUUGCCUCAUAGCAAGACAGGUGGCAGUCCCAGAACAGGUGGGGAGCGAAGAGUGACUGGCCACCUGCUCCCGCUCUUCCCCCAUAAAGGGAGGGGGAAUUUAAAGAGACAGAGCCUUCAUUUUCACCCUUCCAUCUUCCCCCACAUCAAUUGAUGCCAAUCCCAGCUUUGCCGGUUUUUGCAAAGGGGUUAAAAUAUUGGCACAGGCUCACACAACCGCCACACACACACGCAGGGUACCAGGGAAAUGCUCUCCUUUCCCCACUUUAGGUUUAAGAUAAUGCUAGGAGUGUGGCUGGCUCCUGACCCUGCCCUACAGCGCUGGCGACCCUAAAUACGACCCAGUGGUUUAUCUGCAGUGUUUCUCUUCAGACAGCAGAAGGGCAACUGAUCUUCAGCUUCCACAUCACAUUGCUGCAGGUGGCAACUCUGCUCCAUGGCCCAUGAGACCAAGCUGCUGCAGCCCCUGGAUUUCCAGGCCUGUACGGACACUUAGGUCAAGCCUAUCAGAAACCUGAGCUGCAUCAGACAGGUGACUGACACAAGCUACACAGCAUGUCCCACUGACGGCAGCAGCUGGAAAUGUAACAGAUUGGGAGGGGGGAGAACCAUUAAUGAAAUUCUGCCCAGUGAGAUCAAACUGCAGUGGAAUGAGCCACCCAUCUCCGUGGCAUGUCUCCUGGGCUGCUCCUCCCCUCACUUUCAAGCCUCGUUAUAUGCUCAGCCGCUUCCUUCCUGCUUGCAGUGAUUUCAGACGUAGCGCAUCUCUAGUUCCUCUAAUCUUGUUUCAACCUUCUGCGUUUCUGAAGGUAUUCAAUGGGUAGGAGCCAAAGUGCAAAGCGCCAGGGCAGAACCGGCACGGGACAUCUGACCGGCUGUCUCUUCGGUCAUGCCCUGGGCUUCAUGUGGCAGUGCCGGAAUGGAGGGGAACACCCUGCAGGGAAGGGACAGUGGAUUAGGAAGCAGGUUAUCUUGAGCCGUGAUGGCCUGAUGCAGAGUUAAAUGAAAGAGAAUCACAUCUUUUGCUUGGAGCCACUCAGCAAUGCCAUUUUUAAAGAUGAAGUUACAUUGAUGCUGGUACUCUGUGCUCAUGCAAUCUUGCAGUCAUGGUCACCUCCACGCCUUAUAGACGGGGAACGUUGGGGAGGGGCCUGCCCGCCAAGCAGACUAUCAGCCUCAAUCCAUUUGUUUCGAUCUGUGGUACUUACCUGGUCCCCAUUAUGGGGGUAUCUCUGCACCUCACAGUCUUCAGUGUGUUUGUCCUCACAGUACCCCUGUGGGCCAGGGCAGUGCUCGUAUAGCCACUGUACAGAAGGGAACUGAUGCCCAGAGAGGCUAAGUGACUUGUCUAAGGUCACACAAGGAGUCUGUGAUAGAGCAGGGAAAUGCACCCAAGACUCCCAAGUCAGCACCCUCCCCACUGGCCCAGUUCAAUGGAAUUCCCCGUUUCCCUUGGAGGAGCAAACCCUGCACUCAGACACGCCAGUAUAAAUCUGGAGUGCCCGAGCAUAGGCAUGGAGUUGUUCUAGGUUUGCUCCUGGGUUACUGUGAGAAGAGCUUGGCCAGACGUGUGAUUCGUUCCCUCUAGGCUUGGGGGAUGAAUGAAACUGAGGAGCCAAGCAGUGGAAGGGCCCAUGACACAGGGGACUGGUCUGUCUCACUCCCCUGCCCCUGUUUGCUGUUUCCCCCUUUACAGACUGCACUACCAAUUCCAACGCAUUAGUGAGUUUGCCCAUUGAUUUCUCUCUCUCUCAGCCCCUCCCUCGCCCCCGCACGGUACAAUAUGGAUAAUCUGUUGGGAUUGCACCUUUUUAUAGCACGUUAUUAGGCCUGUGUGGAAUCUCUGAACAGAAACAGCGCCUGUAUUUGCAUUUUUCCUAUUAACCUCUCCUAAGCCAUCAUGGGGGCAAGACACGGAACUGCGUUCAAACUAAGGUACCAAAGUGUUAACGUUAUCCUAGGUUUACAAAUGUAUUUGUAGAGCUCUUAUUAAGCCACAUUUAUACCGGUGAGAUAUUAUUUUUUAUGCUGUAAACUUUAUAUACAUGUUUUUAAGGAAAGAUUUUAAAAUUAAAGGUGUUUCUUCUUUUUCAA
Messenger RNA from Chrysemys picta bellii (western painted turtle), 10190 nucleotides. The record is from RefSeq and is a predicted model, not a curated record. NCBI's taxonomy places the organism in Eukaryota, Metazoa, Chordata, Testudines, Emydidae.